Penicillium brasilianum is the source of this 2791-nucleotide messenger RNA. Lineage: Eukaryota; Fungi; Ascomycota; Eurotiomycetes; Eurotiales; Aspergillaceae. The record is from the annotation of a GenBank genome assembly.
CUCCCAUAUAAUGGCACUUUCUACUAUCGUUUUAUGUUAAUUAUUGACGGAUUGCGGGUCAAAUUGCAUUUCUGAACCUUUUUCCGCUCCAUUGAAAAAAAUAUGGAGCUCAGGCCGGACCACCAAUUCGACCCUUUUGGACCCUUUGGCGACCUUUUAGGUCCCGAUGCAGAUGCCUAUAAUGGUGUUGACGAUAAUAUCAUCAAUAGCAUUGAUUGGAAUGAUCCUUCAUCCUUCUUCAAAGCCAUGGGUGCUGGUGCUGGUGGUAUGCCCACACCCGAAAUAAAAUCGGCCCCAGAAGUUCGUCAGGAGGCCACAUCCAGGUCGAGGAGGAUUUAUAACAGUUACUAUUCACUGCAUGCGAUUCUACAGCGUCACGAAGCUACAAUUCGUAAGCGAUGGCUCAAGAAAACACGACCUCAGAGGCUUAAGAUUCUGCUAAAUGCUUGGCCGAACAUGCCGACAAUGCAUCGCCCCGACUUUGAGGCUUUCCGGAAGGAGUCAGAGGCCGACCGUGACAGGGGCACCAAAUACCGCGACUCUUUCUUGUGUCCUUUCAUCAAUCAGGAAGAUCUUCUUAGAACUAAGACGCUACCAUUGUUACUGAACGCGCGAGGCCACCAUCCACCAUCGCAUUUUGCUGCCGCUGAUAUCGAUGCCAUGCACCUCGGCCUGGUCACCAAAGCAAUUGUGCCUAUUUUUCUAAACCAGUAUGUCAUGGUCUUGAAUGGUGUAGAUGAGAAUUCCUCGGAAUAUGGCAAGCUCGUGGGCUGGGAUGAGCAUCCUGAUGCAUUUGAGUGGAUGACCAAACAGAAACAGUUUCUUCCUGGGGAGGGCCUGUUGAUUCUGGAGGUCCAGGAGAGACUUUUGAUUGCUCUGCGAGAAUGCUGCGUGCAGCUUCUCCAUGACAUCCCAGAGGCAGAGCUGUGAAAUCACGGGAUUUGAGUCUCUUGGUAUCAUGGCCGCAGAGGCUCCCUAUCGUGUGCCCGCGGAACUUGAUCUCCGCCUUAUUGAGUCACUACUUACCGCGAGGGCCUCUGCUGCGGAAGAUCAUCUCUGGGCUUUGCGAGAGAAUCCUGAUUACUUUUUGAAGGCUAUCCUUGAUGCCCAGGACCAUCGGCAGGAAAUGUUGAAGGAUACCAGGGGCAUGAGUCAUCCGGUGUUCAGUCACGGCCAGCGAGAUGUUCUUUGGGCACGCGUAAUUGGGUCUGUGGUCUUGCAGGCAUACCUCUAUCUUGAGGUCUUCACGGAACUGAGCAGUCAAGCCAAAAAGCUGGCAUCAAUGCAAAGUAAAUACGCUCGUGAUAUAUCGCCUUCAGAAGACUUGCCCGACGAAUACCUCGAGGCAUUACUCCGAUUCCGAUUCUAUAUCAAUCAGGCAGCGAAAGGACCAUUGGGAGCACUCAAGUUCAAAACAGCGGCCUCCCCGCCACUACGAAAGUUCUUCGUCCGCGAGCCGCCGCUCGAUUAUCAGUCUCCGAAGAUUCGAGUAAUUUUCAAGUCGGGUGCCAACAUGGAUAAGGUGGAGGAGCAAUUGAUUUGGCUGCUUCGUACCCUGUGGGAGGAUGGCCAUGAUCUGUUCCUCGCCACUAUGCCUCUAGUCGUUGAUGAAAUUGAGCGGCUAAUUGAAUCUGAGCCCAAUGCGCGAGAGUUACUCUCUUCCCAAAUUACGGGAGUUGUUGGGGACCUCUCUAUUCUCUCACAAUGCCUGAAUCAGCUGGGCCUUUACCAUCCUUGGGCCAGAACCUUCGAGGACGAGGCUGCAGAGCGCGAUGAAACUUUGCAGAAAGAAUAUGCUGAGCGGACCCAUACAUGGAACAAGAUCAUCGCCGCAAUACACGAGAAAAACAUCCUAUCUAGAGCCGUCACGCUGGGGCAGCCUACAGGAGGCAAAUUCCAUUAUCCGGUCGACAAACGCCGCACCAGGGAAAACGUGGAGGCACUGCGCGAGGCUGAAGGCAAUCUGGACGCUUUCUGGGUCUCCAUCGACCAUAUCAUCAUUGCAAAAGCCGGUGAUCUGCGUGAUAGCGCAGUCCGGAAGCUUUUGUCUCAGCCACGCAUCCUACAACGUACUAAAGAAUGGGUCGAGCCCCAAAAGCCGCCGCCCGGCGAAUCUGCACAGACGAAAGCAAUCGACGCAGACCAAUAUACCUGGUAUCAACCGAUAUCCAAGUUCUACGCGGCCCCUUCUCCGAAAAAUUUGGACAUCCAAAUGCCCAAGAACAAAGUCAAAACGCGCGGAAAAGCGCGCUCAGCCAAAUGCCAAACCGAAGCUGAAAUCCUAACCCAACCCAACCCUGUCGACCCGCAGCCUUCGCUUGCCGUCGAUGCGCGCGCCCUCAAGGUCUUCCGCACCGUCUUCUUCAACCCCUCUACCACUUCCACACCGGGUGAAGUCCCAUGGAAUGAUUUCCUGCAUGCAAUGACGUCCGCCGGCUUCACGGUCAUGAAGCUCUAUGGCUCUGUCUGGCAAUUCCAGCCGACCGGGCUGAAUGUUGAAAGAAGCAUUCAGUUCCAUGAGCCCCAUCCCCGGGGCAAGUUAUGCUUCAGGGUUGCUCGUCAGUAUGGGCGACGGCUGAAUAGGGCGUACGGUUGGUUCGGAGGGAUGUUCAUUUUAGCUGAAAAGUAGAAUGUUUCGUAUCCAAAAAUCAAUAAAUGCGUCAGUGUCUCUGCGGACUCGAGCACUGUUCCUCCAAGUUCGUAGUACCCAUUCCAAUGCUAGUGACCACCUAUGUAGCCCGAGGCUUAGUCGGCCUGAAGAGGCCCGAACUACAGCACGAAUCUAGCAUCA